Achroia grisella is the source of this 576-nucleotide messenger RNA. RefSeq lists its product as uncharacterized. The transcript has a single exon. Lineage: Eukaryota; Metazoa; Arthropoda; Insecta; Lepidoptera; Pyralidae. The coding region runs from base 1 to 576 and encodes 191 amino acids. The record is from RefSeq and is a predicted model, not a curated record.
AUGGAUAAGUGCAAACAUGCCCAGACACCCGCAGGAGAGGGAGAAGUAGAGUGUGACAAAGAGGAAAAGUUGAUGUACCCUUAUAGUGAAGCUGUAGACAGUCUCCUAUAUUUGUCAACAAGAACUAGACCGGAUAUAGCGUUUGCUGUCAUUAAAGCUAGUAGAAAUAUGGAGAAUCCUCAGAAAAGGGACAUAGUAGCAGUUAAAAGAAUCUUUAGAUACCUUUCCGGUACCAUAGAGGAUGGUUUGUGUUACAGGUUCGAUUCCAAUCUUAAGUUAACAUCAUUUUGUGACUCUGACUAUGCGGGUGACUUAGAAACUCGGAAAAGUACUAUAGGAUAUGUUAUUAAACUUGGUGAUGGACCAAUUGCCUGGUGCUCAAGAAGGCAACCUAUAGUAGCAUUGUCUUCUACAGAAGCGGAGUUCAUUGCGGCAGCAGAGUGCUGCAAACAUACUAUGUAUAUCAAGACGCUUUUAGGCGAACUAAACGCUAAACCAGAAGACGUGUUAUUUAAAAUAGAUAACCAAAGUGCUAUUGCUUUGAUUAAGACGGGCGUAUUUAAUAAAAAGGUCUAA